Messenger RNA from Mixia osmundae IAM 14324, 2319 nucleotides. RefSeq lists its product as uncharacterized. The transcript has 3 exons. Gene Ontology annotation, molecular function: four-way junction helicase activity; nucleic acid binding; ATP binding. Gene Ontology annotation, cellular component: chromosome; cytoplasm. The record is from RefSeq and is a predicted model, not a curated record. The coding region runs from base 1 to 2319 and encodes 772 amino acids. Gene Ontology annotation, biological process: double-strand break repair via homologous recombination. Lineage: Eukaryota; Fungi; Basidiomycota; Mixiomycetes; Mixiales; Mixiaceae.
AUGAGCUACGAUCCCGACGGUGACGCUUCCGAUGAUGGCUGGGACGUCAUCGUACAAGCCAAUCGGACAGCGCAACUUGUACGUACGGCCAGGCCAAGCACGUCGACCGGGGCACGCAGCGCUCCAGUCGUCAUCGAUGAAGAUGAAGAUGAGUUGGCGGCCGAGGAAGAUCGCCGAAUCGUACGAAAUCCUCCCGAAGAGCCUGCGCCUGCGCCUGCCGAGCCAGAUGAAGGCCUCACAGAAGAUCUCCACCAAUUGGACGCCGAGAUUGAUUCCAUAGAUCAGCAAAUCGUAGAGCUGCAAGCCCUCAAGACCCAGCUACUCGUGCGGCACAGGGCGCUGAAGAUUGAGAUCCAAGCUUUUGUGCGACCUGUAGCGCCCGCAGCGAAGCCAGUGCAGAGAUCAACGAGUGCGACCGAUUAUAAGAGCCAUAGCUUUGCAUGGUCGGCGGAUCUGAGAAAGCAUCUCAAGUCUGUCUGGCAUAUCGACACGUUCCGUCCGCUGCAAGAAGCGGUAUGUAACGCCGUCAUGGACGGUCGCACGCUCAUGGCCAUCAUGGCAACUGGCUCUGGCAAGAGCUUAUGCUAUCAAUUGCCCGCUUUGCUUCAAGAAGGCACGACCGUCAUCAUUAGUCCGCUGUUAUCCCUCAUACAUGACCAACUGUAUUCACUCCGUGAAGUGGGCGUCGAGGCCGAGGCACUCAUUGGCACGACGACGAAAGAGCAGACGAACGGUAUCAUGGCGCGUCUGCAGAGAGGCGAUGAUAUCAAACUGUUAUACGUCACUCCAGAGAAAGUUGUCAAGUCCAGACGACUCGUCAAUGUUCUCACAAAACUGGAAACUGCCGGUAAUCUUGCGCGGAUUGUCAUUGACGAGGCGCAUUGCGCAUCGCAGCAGGGUCACGACUUCAGACCUGAUUAUCGCCAGCUCGUUAUGCUCAGGAAACUCUUUCCCGAGGUGCCCUUUACCCUCGUCACUGCUACGUGUAGCCCGACAGUACUCAAGGAUUUGCUGAGCAUCCUUGAGCUGCCCCCGGUUACCGAGCCGUCCGCAGCCAACGCAUACGGGACUGUACUCUUCCGAGCGCCGCUAUAUCGAGCGAAUCUGCAUUACACCGUCAAAGCAAAGCCAGCUUCCCCACCCGCCCUUGUCGAAGAGAUGGUAGAUUUCAUACAAGAAUACCAUCGUGGUCAGUCUGGCAUCGUUUACUGCCUCAGUCAGAAGGAUACCGAGACGACUGCGCAAGCUAUAGAGGAAGCUAGCAAAGGCGGCAUUGUUGCUCGAGCGUUCCAUGCUGGCCUCGAGGAUGCAGAGAAGGAACGCUGCCAUCGAAAAUGGCGUAAUAAAUCCAUUCAAGUCAUCUGUGCCACGUCAGUACGAGACUGCACCUUUGGGCUCGGCGUAGACUCGCCUGACUGUCGCUUCGUCUUCCAUCACUCGCUGUCGAAGAAUCUGGAUGCCUAUUUGCAAGAAUCCGGCCGGAGCGGACGCGAUGGCAGAGAUGCUUCCUGCGUACUCUGGUACAGGUCUCAGGAUAUUCCACGUAUGGCGAGUCUGGUCGCUACAGAUCGGGACGGCAGCAGGAAGCUGGGCACGAUGAUCUCCUAUGCCUCAGAUCUGAAGACCUGCAGGAAACUCAUCUUUGCGAGAUACUUUGCCGACACACACGGCUCUGCCAUGGGUUUUGCUGCCAAUAGUCGCACUGGCAUUGCGGAAGCAGAGGCCUGUGGGCAUUGUGACAACUGUUUGCGGUCGCCGGGAGAUGUUUCGACCGUCGAUAUCAGAGAACAUGCAUGGAAGAUCCUGCGCGUGCUCGCGGAAGCUGUGCGUAACGAUGGUCGACUGACGACGGGUCAGCUCUGCGAUCUCGUCCGUGGUCUUGGCAGUGGUCUUUACAACACAGAGUCGCGCGGUGGCAAGGCUGGUACUGGCAGAGGAAAGAUCGAUCUAGCCAGCAUUGCCGAGGGCAAAGUACUGCUGUCAAAGGAUGACACGGAGAGCGUCAUCAUCAAACUUUGGCUAGAUGGCAUGAUCGGUGACAUCUGGAAGACGACUGCGUAUAGCUACAUACAAUAUCUCAAACCGAACGCGUCAGCCCUGCGCUUGACACGAUUCGAUAGUUGGGCCGAGUGCGAAAAGGCCUGCUCGCCCAUCACGCUGCACAUGUCCACUCGUACGAGGGCGAGCAGAGCUAGCAAGGGCAGAGCAAAGACGAAGCGCAAAUCUGCAGAGCUAGAAGACGAAGGAGAAGACGUAGACGACGGGAGCGACGAGGUAGUUCAGAUCGUCCAGUCCCGCAAGCGUCUCAGAGGCGUCUAG